CACUUUUUAUCAUCUUAUCUGUGUAUUUUUCUUUCUCGGAUUUUAUACAACUUUCUGCCCAUCUUUGGUUUUCACUAUUUGUUUGCGGAUUUUUACACUCGAUCUCUAUACUUCUUAGCUUCGUACCCAGAUUUAAUCUGUUUUCAAUUUUAGAAUCAUCAUUUCGAUUCGAGUUGGUGUUUAAAUGGAAUUCUCAUUGAUUUCCGAUGAAAAUUCCAUCACAAACGACGCCCAUCGAUGUCCUGUUAACGAUGAUGCGUCUUAUAUACCCAAAAAUCAUCUUAACUUUUUCAGUAAUAAUCUAGGUCAAUAUCUUCUCUUACUCGAUGGUCUUUUUCACCAGAUCUGACCGAUAUCUCUAAUCAGAACCACCACCAAAAUCUUAUACCUUUGAUCCCAAUUUAUGAUUCUCAAAAUCAAAAUUUGGUUACUAAUCAAAACCAUUUGGUUUACAACUCUUCCUCAUAUGAAAUUCCAUCAAACUACCCAUUCAUGAGUAUCACAUCCUACUCAAAUACUGAUCCCUUUGAGCAAUCUAUGAAUAACAUAGCCAACAACAAAAAAAUCGAUAUAAUCGAUAAUAGCCCAAUUUUUGCAAACCCUAAAGGUAUGUUCGAAAAUUUUAAUGAUUUGUGGGGAAAUACUAUAGGGGAUGAAAUUGUACACAAUGAGGAGCUUAUUAAUAAGGAUUAUGAGCCAGCUCUUGAUCAGAUGAUGGGUGAACCUCAAUCAUUUGAUGUGCCAGUGCCAAAAGGUAUCAAAAACACAACCAAAGAAAUCAUGAAUCAACGUGAAGAUGGUAAGAUGAAAAAAACUUAUCAAAAGAAGAAAAAAAAGGCGGUGAGCACAAGCAAAUAUUUGAAGAACAGUGACAUCAUCAAAGUAAAAUGGACAGAAUCUGAGGACAUAAAAUUGAAAGAGCUAAUGGCGCUUGGGCUCCAAAAAUGGACAACGAUCGCAAAAAAGUUUGAAGGACGAACAGGAAAACAAUGCAGAGAGAGGUGGCAUAACCAUGCUGGUCCUGACAUUAAGAAAACUAAAUGGAGUGAAGAAGAAGAACAAAUAUUGAUUGAAGAACACAAAGUAGUUGGUACCCAAUGGAUCAAGAUCGCACAGAAACUUCCGGGGAGGAGCUAUAACAAUGUUAAGAACCAUUGGAACAGCACAAAGCGUAAGGUGCAAAAUCAAAGUGGUGGAACUGUCAAACCUGUCGGCAAUAACAUCCUUGAAAACUACAUAAGGUAUGUCACAAUCAACAACGAUGAUUUUCUCAAGACCGCUGAAUCCGAUGGUGAAACAACAAACAGUGAGAAUGAUGAUGACUCUAUAGAUAUGUUAUAUGGGGAGAUGAAUUUGAGUCUGGAGGCUACAGCGGAGACCACCAAACCAUUGACCGAUGCUUCUACAAUAUUACCUUAUAUUCCGAUGCCAGAAGAGAAUUCUACUGUGGAGGUUUGUAAAACAAUGGAGGACAUACUGGAGCUGCUCAGUUGGUGGGAAUAAUUUCCAGUGAAGGAAAUUUCUUU
Molecule: messenger RNA, 1526 nt
Organism: Arabidopsis lyrata subsp. lyrata
Lineage: Eukaryota; Viridiplantae; Streptophyta; Magnoliopsida; Brassicales; Brassicaceae
Product: transcription factor MYB115
Exons: 3
Coding region: 493-1503 (336 amino acids)
Biological process (GO): regulation of DNA-templated transcription
Cellular component (GO): nucleus
Molecular function (GO): RNA polymerase II cis-regulatory region sequence-specific DNA binding; DNA-binding transcription factor activity, RNA polymerase II-specific
Source: RefSeq, a predicted model, not a curated record